UUGCAUCUGUAAACAAUUUGCCAUUUCCGCUUCGAUUGGAUCAAAGCUAGAGAGAGAAACAGAAACAAUGGAGUUUUCUAUGUUCUUCAAUUCGCCUUCAUCGUCUUCUUCAUCUUCUUCUACAACUAUCAACAACCCUAAAUUUCUACGAUGAAAAACAGAUCCCUUUCUCAAUUCCACCAUCGCUUUCAUCUCUCCUUCAUCAAUUCAAUCGGCAACCGAUUUUUACUUCUUGAUGAUGAUCUGUCCGGCCUCUUAGCUAUCGAUCUAAGGCCGUGACGGUGUAUCUGUGUUUUUUCCCCGGGAUUUUGUGGCUUUGAGUUUUUUCUGUGUUUUUCCCCGGGAUUUUGUGGCUUUGAGUUUUUUCUCAAUAAUUCUAGGGUUUCCCCUCCCCUUUUUGUUUAUUUCUGCGCGAAGUUUGCAUCAUGGAGCCUCGAGUUGGUAACAAAUUUAAACUCGGUCGGAAAAUUGGAAGCGGAUCGUUUGGAGAGAUCUAUCUCGGUACUAAUAUUCAGACGAAUGAAGAAGUUGCAAUUAAGCUUGAAAAUGUGAAGACGAAACAUCCACAACUGCUGUAUGAAUCAAAGCUAUAUAAAAUACUACAAGGAGGAACUGGAAUUCCAAACGUGAGGUGGUUUGGUGUUGAGGGAGAUUAUAAUGUUCUUGUGAUUGAUUUGUUGGGCCCUAGCCUUGAAGAUUUAUUUAACUUCUGCAGCAGAAAAUUGUCUCUUAAGACCGUUCUUAUGCUUGCAGAUCAGAUGAUCAAUCGGGUGGAGUUUGUCCACUCCAAGUCCUUUCUACAUCGGGAUAUCAAACCAGAUAAUUUUCUCAUGGGCUUAGGCAGACGUGCAAAUCAGGUCUACGCGAUCGAUUUUGGUUUAGCUAAAAAGUACAGAGACACUUCAACUCAUCAGCACAUUCCUUACAGAGAAAACAAGAAUUUGACAGGAACAGCAAGAUAUGCAAGCAUGAAUACCCAUCUUGGCAUUGAACAAAGCCGCAGGGAUGAUUUAGAAUCACUUGGAUAUGUUCUUAUGUAUUUUUUAAGGGGGAGUCUUCCUUGGCAGGGACUUAAAGCAGGAACGAAGAAACAAAAGUACGAAAAGAUUAGUGAAAAGAAAGUCUCCACUUCUAUAGAGGCCCUAUGUCGUGGAUACCCUACUGAAUUUGCUUCGUACUUCCAUUAUUGCCGAUCAUUAAGAUUUGAUGAUAAGCCAGACUAUGCUUAUCUAAAAAGACUCUUCCGUGACCUUUUCAUUCGCGAAGGUUUUCAGUUCGAUUAUGUGUUUGAUUGGACCAUUUUGAAGUACCAGCAAUCCCAGAUAACUGCCCCACCUACCCGUGCCAUUGGCGGUGCUGGACCAAGUUCUGGAGUACCUAUGGCUGUAGCAAAUGCUGAUAGGCACCCUGGUGGGGAGGAAGGUCGACCACCACCGAGUGGUUGGGUACCAGCUGACCCCUUGCGAAGGAGAAACUCCGGUCCAGUUACAGGCACUGGAAAUUUGUCAAAACAAAAACCUCCAGCCACAAAUGAUCCCGCUGUUGCUAAGGAACCCAUACUACCAAAUUCCAAUAUGAUGCGUUCAAGUGGAUCAUCAAGACGAGCUGCCAUUGGUAGCGGUCAAGAUACAACCCUUCUCGGAUGUGAAUCUGACCCAUCUCGCCAUGCAAUUCCAGAUCCAAGUUUAGGAGCUGUACACAAAAUUUCUAGUGCACAAAGGCAUUCCCCUGUUUUACAAGCUGAUCAGAACCGUACAACCUCGGCCAGAAACAUAUCAGGCAUCAGGAACUUUGAAUCAACUCUUAGGGGUAUCGAAAGCCUCCAUUUUAAUCAAGAUGAGAAGGUACAAUAUUAGCGGUUAACACUUGCGUGCUCGCUAUCUAUCUGUUUGUAAAUACGGUUGGGCGGUUUGUUGUGCUUUCGUUUGUGUUUUUAGGAAAGCAACAGCAGGAACUUGGGAACGAAGAACAUUUUAAUAUCACAUAAAUUCUAGGAAGAGGAGAUUAUUACUGUGGGUCAACGAAAACUUGUCAAUGAAAGCCAUUUAUAGUCUUGCCUUAGGUAGUGGCUCUCGUUUGGUCUCUCUCUCUCUCUAAUUUAUUUGUUGAAUACUGUUUUGUUGUAUUUGUUUUUGCUAUUUGUCUUCGGCUUUUCUUUUAUUGAUAUCCAAAUGAACAACGAAAUGUGUAAUUAGUUGUUAUGCUUUGAAUUCCUUAGCAACGGUACUUAUGCUUUGAAUUCCUUAGCAACGGUAAUGUGGCCAUUUUAAGCCUCCGUGUGAUUAUCAACACCUUUCUA
Messenger RNA from Benincasa hispida (wax gourd), 2299 nucleotides. RefSeq names its product casein kinase 1-like protein 2 (gene CKL2). The record is from RefSeq and is a predicted model, not a curated record. Gene Ontology annotation, molecular function: protein kinase activity; ATP binding. Gene Ontology annotation, biological process: protein phosphorylation. NCBI's taxonomy places the organism in Eukaryota, Viridiplantae, Streptophyta, Magnoliopsida, Cucurbitales, Cucurbitaceae.